Molecule: messenger RNA, 2451 nt
Organism: Xylaria bambusicola
Lineage: Eukaryota; Fungi; Ascomycota; Sordariomycetes; Xylariales; Xylariaceae
Product: geranylgeranyl pyrophosphate synthase
Exons: 4
Coding region: 169-2442 (757 amino acids)
Biological process (GO): isoprenoid biosynthetic process
Molecular function (GO): prenyltransferase activity
Source: RefSeq, a predicted model, not a curated record
CCGCAUAAAAGACCGUCUCAUGGCCUGAUACUCACAGAUAUAUGACCAUCUUCAACCUGACUUAGAUCUCACUCCGCCAUCUUUCACCUAUAUCCUUCCAUACUUUUCUCCUAUCCUCCAUACUCCUUCUUUCACAACCCAGAAUACGUUUUUAUCUCAUUUAGUAAGAUGCCGUAUUCGUAUUCUACGGUCGUCGACCCAUCAACGUACGAGACCGAGGGUCUCUGCGAUGGCAUCGAUCUCCGGAAACAUAUCGCUGCCGACUUAGAGGAGAUCGGUACUCUGAGGGCUCAAGAGGACUGGCGCCGCUUGGUCGGACCGGUAGCAAAGCCCUAUAAGGGUGGUCUGAACCCAGCCUACAGUUUCAUGACCGUGUCGGUACCCGAAUGUAUCCCAGAAAGACUCGAGAUCAUCAGCUACGCCAACGAGUUUGCUUUCCUCCACGAUGAUGUCAUCGAGGUUGCUAGCAAGGAUGUCCGUGACGCCUCAAACGAUGAGAUGUUACAAGCCUUCGAAGAAGGUGCUCAGACUGGCAAGAUUGAAGAAAAUGGCGCUUCUGGCAAACGGAAAAUUGCCGCUCAGAUUCUCAAAGAGAUGAUGGAGAUUGACCCUGACCGGGCAAUGGUUGCCAUUAAGAGUUGGGCAACUUUCGUAGAAUACGCAAGUGGAAGACAGCAUCACGUUCACUUCAACACAUUAGAAGAGUACAUUCCUUACCGAUGCCUGGAUGUCGGUUACAUGUUCUGGCACGGUCUUGUCACAUUCGGAUGUUCCCUCACCAUCCCUGACGAGGAGGCUGCUGAGACAAGAGAGCUCCUUACUUCUGCUUUGAUUGCUGCAUCUCUGGGCAACGAUUUGUACUCGUAUGAGAAGGAGUACGAGGACACCAUGAAGGCUGGUCUUCCCGAUGUCGUCAACGCAGUCUGGGUCAUUAUGGGAGAGCACGGAUGUUCCGAGGCCGAGGCUAAGGAAAUCUGCAAGGAGCGAAUCCGCAUCGAGAAUGCCAAGUACGUCAAGGUGGUAGAAGAGACGGCAAAGCGGACAGAUCUUUGCGACGAUGUUAAAAGGUACAUCGACGUUAUGCAGUACUCACUCUCCGGAAACCUAGUAUGGAGUAUUCAAUGCCCUCGAUACAACAAGGGCUCUACCUUCAGCGAAUUGCAGCUGUUGCGAGCUAAGCACGGAGUUGCCAAGUACCCUGCAUUGUGGCCACCAAAGGACGGCGUUCAGGGCGUCAAUGCCACCCCCAGCAGUGACUCUGCUGUUGACCUUACUACCAACGGCGAAGUCGAGGACAAGGAAGAAGAUGAGAAUAUGUACUGGGGCAUUAACGGUGUCGGUAUUCGUGUCGGAAACGGUGUUGAUGCGCAUGGUGUGGGCACUUAUGAAACCGCUGCGACAAACGGCGCUGCUACCAACGGAGAGAAGAAGUCAGCACAUAACCCACAGCCGAGCGCAGACUCAUUGGUACUCGACAACGUAGUUGCUCUCGCCCUCGAUAAGAACCUCCCAGAAUUGGGCGAAGGAGUUGUUCUCCAGCCCUGGAAGUAUCUUAUGUCUCUUCCUUCCAAGGGAUUCCGUGACCAAGCCAUCGACUCACUCAACACUUGGCUUAAGGUCCCCGCGAAAACAGCUACAAAAAUCAAGGAGGUCGUGAAGAUGCUCCACAACGCUUCCCUCAUGUUGGAUGAUCUGGAAGACAGCUCACCCCUCCGCCGUGGAAGACCCUCCACACAUGACAUCUAUGGCUCUGCUCAAACUGUCAACAGCGCGACCUUCUUAUACAUCCAGGCUACACAGCUGGCCUCUGAACUAGAGAACCAGGAAUGCUUCAAGGUAUUCACAGAGGAGAUGCGCCGGCUCUACGUGGGUCAGAGCUACGAUCUAUACUGGACACACAACGCCCUGUGCCCCUCAAUAGCAGAGUACCUCCGAAUGGUCGACGACAAGACUGGAGGUCUAUUCCGCAUGCUAACUCGCAUGAUGGUCGCCGAGAGCCCUGUCAGCAAGAACCUGGCAGGAGUUGAUCUCGACCUAUUGAGCUGCCUUAUUGGCCGAUUCUUCCAGAUCCGCGACGACUACCAGAACCUGGCUUCAGCCGACUAUGCGAAGAAGAAGGGCUUCGCCGAGGACCUGGACGAGGGCAAGUACUCGUUCGCUCUCAUCCACUGCAUCCAGGUCUUGGAGUCAAACCCCAAGUUCGCCGGCGAUGCCAUGCAACUGCGGGCGCUCCUAGUUAAGAGGAGAUUCGAGGGCAAGCUCGGCCCCGAGGCUAAGCGCGAGAUCUUGACAAUCAUGAAGAAGACCAAGAGUCUGGAGUAUACUCUCGGCGUCAUUAGGAAGCUGCACAGCGAGCUGGACAAGGAGGUCGUCAACCUAGAGAAGGCAUUCGGUGGCGAGAACUUCCAGCUGCGGUUGCUGAUGGAGAUGUUGAAGUUGUAAAUUUUCGAU